Messenger RNA from Musa acuminata AAA Group (dessert banana), 1089 nucleotides. Its product is annotated as abscisic acid receptor PYL8-like. Gene Ontology annotation, molecular function: abscisic acid binding; signaling receptor activity; protein phosphatase inhibitor activity. The transcript has 3 exons. Bases 163 to 846 code for a protein of 227 amino acids. Gene Ontology annotation, biological process: abscisic acid-activated signaling pathway. The record is from RefSeq and is a predicted model, not a curated record. Lineage: Eukaryota; Viridiplantae; Streptophyta; Magnoliopsida; Zingiberales; Musaceae. Gene Ontology annotation, cellular component: nucleus; cytoplasm.
GACUUGCGUAACACAACAAGCAUAUAGAAAUAGUGAACAGCAGUAGAAGACCGCGGAGAGGAUAAGCUUCGGCGAAGAGGUUGCUUGCUCGUGUCUCCGAGCUCUCUUAUCGAGAAGCGAGAGAGGAGGAGGGUGAGUCCCGAAGCGUACAGGUGUAGGUGAAUGGUUGGAGAGGGAGGGAGUCGAGCUGGGGGCGAUCGGGAGUCCGAGUUCGUUGGCGUCGGCGGGUGGUGGUGGUCCGACCAGAUGAGCGGCGGCGACGGGUGCCGUUUGAUGGAGGCGGAGUACGUGCGGAGGCACCACAGGCACGAGCCGAGGGACAACCAGUGCAGCUCCACCCUCGUCAAGCACAUCAAGGCUCCUGUUCAUCUCGUGUGGUCAUUGGUGAGGAGAUUCGAUCAGCCGCAGAAGUACAAGCCCUUCGUCAGCAGGUGCGUGGUGCAGGGUGAUCUUGAGGUCGGCAGCGUGCGAGAAGUUAAUGUCAAGUCGGGGCUGCCGGCGACGACCAGCACCGAGAGAUUGGAACUCCUUGAUGACAAUGAGCACGUCCUCAGCGUCAAGAUUGUUGGCGGAGAUCACAGACUAAGGAAUUACUCUUCCAUCAUAACUGUGCAUCCUGAGGUCAUCGACACGAGGCCGGGGACGCUUGUUAUCGAGUCGUUCGUAGUCGAUGUGCCAGAUGGCAACACCAAGGACGAGACAUGCUACUUCGUGGAGGCCUUGAUUAAAUGCAACCUCAAAUCUUUAGCUGAUGUGUCGGAGCGAUUAGCAGUGCAGAACGCACAACCGAUUAGUAAUACGGAUUUUGACGAGGCCAGUGCUGCGAUGAGGGCUGCAACAAUAUGAGCUACCGAGAGUUUUGAGAAUCUUGGCGAGCCAAUUAGACAGGUUCCUGUCUCUCAUCUCCACUUCUCUUCUUCUGCCUUUUUCUGUCCUUCCUUUAAGCUUCUUCUACAAUUAGGGAACUGAGUGGUUCGAUAUAGCCUUCUUUUUCCCAGAUGUAAAAUUUCACAACCUAGGCUUAAUUGACAUGGAUUAUUAGCCCAUGGUGUAUGCACAUAAAUUACUAGUUUAAGUCCUAUGUUUGCA